GGCAACUGGCGGAGUGGCUACUUGCCAGAACUCGCUUGCAAGGGUGGUGCCCCUAAAGCUUGCAAGGGUGGUGCCCCUAAACAGCCGCGGCGAGACUCCUGACCCACCGCCUCAAUGACGACGCCUCCGGCUCCUCUUCCACCUCAGGCUGCCUGGUCGAACUCCAUCCAUGGCCUCUCCCAAAUAACCAGCAGCCUAUACAUCAGUAAUGGUGCGGUUGCCAACAACAAACUUAUGCUGUGUAGCAACUACAUCACCACAGUUAUCAAUGUCUCAGUGGAAGUGAAGAACACCUUCUACGAAGACAUUCAGUAUGUACACGUGCCGGUCACCGAUCUACCCACCUCGAGUCUCUAUGAGUUUUUUGACCCUAUUGCUGAUUACAUCCACAGCGUAGAAACGAAGCAAGGCCGCACACUGCUGCACUGCGUGGCGGGAAUCAGCCGCUCAGCCGCCCUCUGCCUUGCUUACCUCAUGAAAUACCACUCCAUGUCCCUGCUGGAUGCCCACACCUGGACCAAGUUGUGCCGCCCCAUCAUCCGGCCCAACAGCGGUUUUUGGGAACAACUCAUCCAUUACGAAUUCAAGCUAUUUAGUAAGAACACCGUACACAUGAUCAACUCACCGAUCGGUAUGAUUCCUGAUAUCUACGAGAAAGAGGUCUGUUUGAUGAUGCUGAUGUGAACCGUCCCAGGCAAGCCCCUGACAUUUCUCAUUGUCCAUCCUACUCCGAAACUGAAUGUGAACAUUGGCUUUCUGUUGGUAGAAAAUUGACAACCACAGUAGAUGGCGAGAAAAUAGGGAGAGGGGCUGGAGUUUGAAUGCAGUAAGCCUGACCUUUUAAAAAUAAAGUU
Tupaia belangeri chinensis (Chinese tree shrew) is the source of this 854-nucleotide messenger RNA. Its product is annotated as dual specificity protein phosphatase 18. The coding region runs from base 115 to 684 and encodes 189 amino acids. The transcript has a single exon. The record is from RefSeq and is a predicted model, not a curated record. Lineage: Eukaryota; Metazoa; Chordata; Mammalia; Scandentia; Tupaiidae. Gene Ontology annotation, molecular function: protein tyrosine phosphatase activity; MAP kinase tyrosine/serine/threonine phosphatase activity. Gene Ontology annotation, cellular component: cytoplasm. Gene Ontology annotation, biological process: peptidyl-tyrosine dephosphorylation.